This is a messenger RNA of Exophiala aquamarina CBS 119918, 2061 nucleotides long. RefSeq lists its product as uncharacterized. Lineage: Eukaryota; Fungi; Ascomycota; Eurotiomycetes; Chaetothyriales; Herpotrichiellaceae. The record is from RefSeq and is a predicted model, not a curated record. Bases 1 to 2061 code for a protein of 686 amino acids. The transcript has a single exon.
AUGACACGACCAGUGAUUUCUUCUCUCCUGGGACAAAAUGACACGGGAGAGAUUGGGAGACAACGGAGGAGGCAGCCAUCUAUACACUACUCUCGGGCAGGCCCACAGGACACGAGCACAAGCCAUGCCCGCCAAAACUCACAACGGGGCAUUGGGAAAGGUCAUCAAACUUUCAGCACUACGCUCCAAAGGGACGACUAUGGUGUCAGAUUUGGCUCAAAGGUUAGCAACAGUCAAGACACGCAAGCCUUUGCACCCCAAGAUCGGCCAACUAGACCGCAAAAUAGGCAACUAUUAUCGGAUGACCUGAGCGAUCAUUCAAUGCUGCUAGACCGUUGUGGAAACAUUGCCGUCCCGUCUGUCAACAAGCAGAAGACAUGGUCAAUCUUGUCGCCGAGAGACAAUGCCAGGUCAACUCCCACGGGUACUGGAAAACGGAGUGGGCCAGCCAAAUCGCCUUCGACACUUAUUCCAUUAAACGAGGCACGACACCUUAGCUCUUUCGACCUAGUGCACCAACGAUCUGCUCCGAGUCUCAGGAAGGUACGCUCGACCUCCACGCCACAACCAACCCCAGCAAGACUCGAUCACAGCACAGAAGAAGUCCUAAACAGCAGCAUAAAUCGGCAGGCGGACUUGUCCCGGAACGAUUCCACUAGUUCACCUGCGUCCGAAGCAUUCGCUGACGGUCAAUAUAUAUCGCCACUGCUACAAGAACGUAUUGAUAACGAGCAAGCUCCGGAGCAGACGAAAGGGACAGAUGCGUCCCCAAGAAAUAGCUGUCUUCGAGAGUAUCGCUUUACGAUUGAUGAGCAGGUCGAACUUGAACUGAUGAGCAACACAACAGGCACUUUGUGCAGUGAUCCUGUAGGAACCCGUACGAGGUCAGUUGAAGUCAGUCAUGUCGGUUGCGCACAAGGAACUCCACCUACUGGAACAGCAGCAGGACCUUGCAACAAGGGAGCAGGCGCACGCGCACGUAUUGCUCCAGAGCUGGCUUCCGACAGACACAAAGUUGAACGCCCACAAGUCUAUACUGCUGCACUAGAGGAACGCGCUGCAAAGCCCUUGUCCCCUCCUUCUCUCUGGCUGCACGCCGAAGUUACCGAUCUUUCCUUUGCGAGUUGCUAUGACAGUGAUAGUGAGGCUUGGUUGGGAUAUAUCUUCCCAGAUAACAUGCAUCAUGACCAAAGCGGAUUCUUCUUUGGCAACGCUCCUCAAAUCUGCCCUCGCGAUCAAAAGAAAAGCCCGCCACAUCACCAACGAGCUGAGAAUGCAAAUGGAUUGACAAAGCUGUUCCAUCAGCACGACUCUCGCGCAAUGAGUCAACCGCAUGUCACUGCUUCAACCGUUUCCUCGACCAACGACACCAUGAUAUUUGCUCCUGGGCCAUCAGUCCCAUGUUCAAGAAUGGAUUUUCCGACGGAAGCCAGUCCAGUCGAAGGCUACUUUACUAAGAAAGUCGAGAAUAGGUCGAUGUACAAUAGUCCUGCUAGAGAUGAAUGGGGCUCAGGAAUACUGGCGACAACGCAUGUUUGGCAUGAAAUUGAGCCAGUCAACACGUUCCCGACCCAAGUACAACCUAAAUUUCCGCCUAAAAGAAAGGCGAGCGAUGUUUCCCAAUCAAAGUGGUUUCCGCAAACGGCGACCGACGACUUCGAGCCUCGGGAAAGGCAGCGGGGUUCGCAUGAACAUACGCCGAAGGUCAUGCCGUGGGGAACAACGCGGAAUUGGAAGGCGAAUACUGAGAACCAAGGAUUCGCUGUUGCACAAAAUGAUGUCUCCAAUAACAGACGGAAAUUUCACAGAGCCAGCGAACGAUAUCUGGAGAAGGCAGGAGGUCAGGAGUCCUCGCCAUUUGGGCAAUUUGAGAGCACUAAGUCCAAGUUGGGUGCCGGAACAUCUUAUGAUGGAAAUCCUUCCCACGAAUAUGCGCUGGCGUCCAGUCCAUCGACGGCGUUGCCCAACACCAGGGCUAAGACGAUAGCAGAGAACUAUGUCCAGCUUUGGUCGGCAGGAUCAAAUUCUCAAUGCAUCAACGAUUGUACCUCAUCUUAUUGA